AACACCUUUUCCCUCUGGAUUUCAUAGUUGCAGCACCGCGCGCGGUUUCUAACACCUUCCUCUCCAGGUGGUCAUGACCUAGAGGUAAAAGGUUGUGGCAGCACGACCUGGCACAUGGCCGGAACUUCAGGGUGUGCUACCGUCUGCAGCUGCACCUGCCGUGGCGGAAUGCAGCCUUGAUCCAACCACUAGGGCGGGCUGGCAUCACAGAGAGAGUUAAAUGACGUGUUCGGCUCCGUCCCGUCCUCCCACCCUUCCACUCCAACCUUCCACACGAUGUGGUUGGUGUCCAACCUGCCGCAACUUGCACCUUUGCGCACCUGUGUAAAAAGACAACUACAACCCUAACACGACUGGUUGAUGUGCGCCGUAGAUAGAUGCUACUACUGCUGUACGUUCUGCGUUGGUGUACACCUGCUGGAUGGUGCGUGCUAGUGUGAAAACAGGUAGUGUCGUGUUCUGACAUGGAGACCACCGAAUCCCACACUUUCGACCAAACCCAAGCGGUAGGCACCGCUCGAAGUCCAUUGACAUUGACGUUGACAAUGGGUGCGUGCGUGGAGCCUUGUCUACCUCCAAAUCAUCUCGUUGUGAGUUACUGCUUAGUUCCGCAUGGUCGCGAAUCUUUGUGAGUUGUGCCGCGGGUGUAGCAGCGGGACAAUGUAGUACAGUGCUGGUGCUUGCCUGCGAUGCAGGUGUUUUUUCAUCUCUCUACAUAGCGGGGUGGCAGAUGCCGAGGAACCGCAACCGUGCCGGGCUCGCCCCACAGUCAUGGUAUGAGGCGGCCGCGAGCAUAGAGGAAGGCUUGUGGAUAUUGGCGGAAAUGCGAUGGCGCCUGCGUAACGGGAUGACGUAUACCGGGACUACCAAGUGCCGAUAAAUAUGUACGAGGUAUGUAUGGUAAAAGCUGUCGCCACGAGCUGUGGGAAGGUUUGAUUGUGUUCAAUUGGGGUAGAAGGGCGAUUUUGUAUUGCCACGAUAACAUGGGUGUUGGUAUGUAUGAUGUUGGCUGCACCUCCGUUCACAGCGCUAAACAAAUGAGCGUUGUGAGCUUCGUUCACUGCAUGUUCCCCACACCGCCUUGCUGCGCCCAAGUCUUCCUGUAGGAGGAGGAGAGGUUCGUUUGCGUCAACGGGAAGGCAACCUUGCGGUCCUCGCGGUCCAGGCGCGAGGGGUGCUGUUGACGCUGCUCCUGUGAGAAGCAACAUCACAUGGCGUCUACUCUGUCGUUCCCCAUUCUGCUCACAAAGAUGGCAUCAGACUUGCUACUCACGCUAGUGCUAUUCUACCCGCAGUCCGGACACAGCGUCGUUCUUGUCUAGAACAACAAGUCGCGAUGGGAGGUUGGAUUCUUUGGCCACGGAAUCGAUUGACCACUACAAUGCGUUGCAUGAGGAUAGGCCGGCCAGGCCCCUGCCAACAUUGCCGUGACUCCCAUCCCAGUCUCAAGAGACUUACUGGUGGACGAUUGGGACGAUGCUUCGUUGUUGGAACCGGCAAGUGUUUUGGCAGGACACGGUGAUUUAUUUCCCUUGGCUCAGGUAGGUCGAAAUAUUGGGGGCAUCAAGGACCGAAGCCAUCGUAGCGGCAGCUGGAGACGAACGCGGAACCCCCGAGGAAGCGAGUUUACGUAUAAGGCUGAACAGUAUGGUGAACCCGUAA
Molecule: messenger RNA, 1662 nt
Organism: Ectocarpus sp. CCAP 1310/34
Lineage: Eukaryota; Phaeophyceae; Ectocarpales; Ectocarpaceae
Source: the annotation of a GenBank genome assembly